GGACCGGCGUCCUACCCUGAACAAGGUUCCCCCUGUGCGGGCCGCGGGUGCUCCAUCGCGGCCGUGCCGGCGCGAUGUCGGGCUUCAGCCCGGAGCUGAUCGAUUACCUGGAGGGGAAGAUCUCCUUCGAGGAGUUCGAGCGGCGGCGGGAGGAGCGCAAGAGCCGCGAGAAGGAUGGUGAAAAUGCGUCUGCUGAGGAAAACACUGAAGAUGUAGAGGCUCCAUCAUCAUCCAAAAAAGCGUCUGGGAAAUCCCAAAGUCAGGAUGAAACUGACGCAGGUGAAACUUCAGAUGGCGUCAGCAAAUCUGUGCAUCGGGUCUUUGCGUCCAUGAUUGGGGAAAAUGAAGAGGAGGAGGAGGACGAAGAGGAAGAGGAAGAAGAAGAAGAGGAAGAAGAAACUACUGAGCAACCCACAGCUGGAGAUGUUUUUGUGUUAGAGAUGGUACUUAAUCGAGAGACCAAGAAAAUGAUGAAAGAGAAAAGACCUCGCAGCAAACUUCCUCGUGCCUUGAGGGGUCUGAUGGGAGAGGCCAACAUCAGGUUUGCUCGAGGAGAACGUGAGGAAGCUAUUCUAAUGUGUAUGGAAAUCAUUCGACAAGCUCCUCUUGCUCAUGAGCCAUUUUCCACUCUUGCCAUGAUCUAUGAAGACCAGGGUGAUAUGGAGAAGUCAUUACAGUUUGAACUGAUUGCAGCUCACUUAAAUCCGAGUGAUACUGAGGAAUGGGUCAGACUAGCAGAAAUGUCACUGGAACAGGACAAUAUUAAACAGGCCAUUUUUUGCUACACAAAAGCUCUGAAAUACGACCCAACCAACGUGCGUUACCUGUGGGAGAGAUCAAGCCUGUAUGAACAGUUGGGAGAACAUAAGAUGGCUAUGGAUGGCUACAGGCGGAUUCUGAAUCUCCUGUCUCCCACUGAUGGAGAGCGCUUUAUGCAGUUGGCUAGAGACAUGGCAAAGAGCUAUUACGAAGCCAAUGAUGUGACUUCUGCUAUUGACAUAAUAGAAGAAGCUUUUAGUAAACACCAGAGCCUUGUCUCCAUGGAAGAUGUUAACAUUGCAGCUGAACUAUAUAUUUCUUCCAAACAGUAUGACAAAGCAUUGGCGGUUAUUACAGAUUUUGCAGGAAUUGUACUUGAAAAGAAAGUAGCAGAAAAAAGUCCAACUGCGGAGAAAAAAGAAGGUACAGGGCCAGUGGCAGAAACUGAGGAAAGCCAGGAGGCAGCACCUGAUGACCAAAGUAGUCCAGUUGCUGAAUCCAGUGCUGCAGCUGUGGAGAAGGUCAGCUGCUGCAUACCUGAGGGCGUACCCAUAGACAUCACGGUCAAGCUGAUGGUGUGCUUAGUUCACUUGAACAUACUAGAGCCACUCAGCCCUCUUUUGACCACUCUGGUGGAACAAAAUCCGGAAGAAAUGGGUGACUUGUAUUUGGACGUCGCAGAGGCAUUUCUGGAUGUUGGAGAAUACAACUCAGCACUGCCCCUCUUGAGUUCCCUUGUCUGCUCAGAACGAUACAACUUGGCUGUUGUCUGGCUUCGGCAUGCAGAGUGCUUGAAGGCUUUAGGACACAUGGAGCGUGCUGCAGAGAGCUAUGCCAAAGUUGUUGACCUUGCUCCACUGCAUCUGGAUGCAAGAAUCUCACUUUCAACACUUCAGCAGCAGCUCGGCCGACCUGAAAAAGCUCUGGAGGCUCUGGAACCAAUGUAUGAUCCAGAUACAUUGGCUCAGGAUGCUAAUGCCGCCCAGCAGGAAUUAAAGCUACUCCUCCAUCGUUCGACGCUGUUGUAUUCUCAAGGCAAAAUGUAUGGUUACAUAGACACUUUACUUACAAUGCUGGCAAUGCUGUUGAAGGUAGCAAUGAGCAGAGCUCAGGUGUGUUUGAUAUCUAGUUCCAAGUCUGGAGAGAGACACCUCUAUCUUAUUAAGGUGUCAAGAGAUAAAAUUUCUGACAAUGACGACCAAGAGACAGCAAAUUGCGAUGCAAAAGCAAUUUUUGCUGUUCUCACGAGUGUUCUGACAAAAGAUGACUGGUGGAACCUCCUCCUGAAGGCUAUAUAUGCCUUGUGUGACCUCUCCCGCUACAAGGAGGCAGAGCUUCUAGUGGAUUCCUCCCUGGAAUAUUACUCCUUUUAUGAUGAUAGACAAAAGCGCAAGGAGCUGGAAUACUUUGGGCUCUCUGCUGCAAUUCUGGACAAGAACUUCAGAAAAGCAUACAACUAUAUCAGAAUCAUGGUGAUGGAAAAUGUCAAUAAACCUCAGCUGUGGAACAUCUUCAAUCAGGUUACUAUGCAGUCUCAGGAUGUCCGGCACCAUCGCUUUUGUCUCCGCUUGAUGCUGAAAAACCCUGAUAACCAUGCACUGUGUGUCCUGAAUGGGCAUAAUGCGUUUGUGUCUGGCAGUUUCAAGCAUGCUCUUGGACAGUAUGUGCAAGCCUUUCGUGCAAACCCGGAUGAACCUCUGUACAGUCUUUGUAUUGGGUUGACUUUCAUCCACAUGGCUUCUCAGAAGUAUGUGUUGAAAAGGCAUGCUCUUCUAGUACAGGGAUUCUCCUUCCUUCACCGGUACUUGGACCUGCGUGGACCAUGUCAAGAGUCAUUCUACAACCUUGGCCGUGGCCUUCACCAGCUGGGAUUACUGCACCUGGCAAUCCACUAUUACCAGAAGGCGCUUGAACUUCCUCCCCUCGCCUUAGAGGGAAUAGAGACUGAUCAGACAGACUUGAGAAGAGAUGCUGCCUUUAACUUGUCACUUAUUUAUCAGAGCAGUGGAAAUAUCAGAAUGGCUCGGAAGCUGAUGUAUACCUACGCAGUUGUAUGAUGAGGUUUGUGGCAGGUGGAACUGAUACUCUCUGUAUUAACCUUUGCAUUAUGCAGUGCCAGGGAAAUGGGUUUAUGUACAACUUUUCCUAUGGGUGGUCAGAGGCAGGACUUGGCCAUAUAUGGCUUAGUGGACUGCUUCUACUUCCAGCAUCUGAACUGUAUCACAUAUGGGUGGAAACUGACAUGCUCAAGUCUGUCUGUUAUUAGCUCUUCUCCUGUGAUGCGCUGCUUUGUAAUCCCAGUCUUGUAUAUAGAAUCAAACUGAAGCCCAGUGCAGCUUGUUGUUUUGGGUUUUUUUUUUUAGGGUAAAUUUAUGAUGUGCAAUAUUACAACUAGUUACCAGUGAGGUGGUUCAAGAAGCCCUGAUCACUGGUGAUGAGGGGUUUUUAAUGUGCAGCAUUAAAUUACUAUAAUACAGAAGCAGUGGGCUCGUACUAAUCCGCAGAGGAUGCAGAACUCACUACUUCAGCUCUUCAGAAUUUUCUAGGAGUUCGUAUUCCCAGCAGCUCUUCUAUUUGAAGAAGCUUGAUUUCUAUUUACUGAAAUCAGUGUGACCUUUGUUGUUGUUCUGAACGUGUUAAUAAAAAUUCUGAGGAUAAUGAUAAUGUUUACUCAUUUAGCAAAGACAGAACCUACUGAAUAGAGCAAAAAUUAAUAUAAUAGUAUCAUGUAGCUUCUUAUUUAACAUACAUUGCAAAUGAUCUGGGGUUUUAAUUAUUUCUGACAGUUCAACAGUCAGAAAACAUGAUGGUGGAAGCAUAUUGCUUCCAAUCCAGCAAAUUAAGCUUCACCAUAAAUAGAAGGAGUAUAUAGAAAUGAAUAUAUGUUAUGUGCUAGAGCAAAAUAAGGCUGAAUAGUAUUUUUCAGCAAGGCAGUUUGCUGAACAGAAAACAAGCCGUGCUGUUGCCUCCCAAGGCAAGAAGUAACUCUAGUUACUCACGGGACCACGGGUAACUGCUGUUUCCUUUCAGCCCACUUGCAUUUAAUGAAACCCAGUCAAUAUGGCCUGGAAAAUUCAUAUUGCUAGCAAAUAGUGUUCCGAAAGGACGAGCUAAACAAUUUUGAGCAUCUAGAAGGAAGAGAUGCUACUUGUCUCAAUGCCAGUUAUCUAAAUCUUCCUCAAAUGCUUGUGGGAAGAAACCCCCACACCUAUAUAUGAAGAUAGAACUUAGAUUUUUUUUUUUUCCUUAGCUAUAUCCAACUUGCAUUUAUGGUUGUGAGAUGAACAGUCUUUGACUUAGAUUUCAUUUUUACACAGUAUUACAAAUGUUAUAUUGUAGUGGUGCAGCAGUAACAGAUUAGACAAGACUUGAGGCAAAGCAUGAGGCAAAAACUGACACUGUGGGAAUGUGAGCUCCCCAGUAAAAGUAAGUUUAAACAAGCGCAGCCCAUGUGAACUGACCAGCUUAAGCAAAAGCAAAGCACAGAACACGAGAUGGAUACAGAAGAUGCUUAUGCUCGUCUAGCACGUGGUCAGUACCAGCAUUGCCAAGUGUAGAAAGCUGUUUGCCCUCCCCAUUUGCUGAAGGCCACAGCUUGACAGGAAGAAAAAGAACAAGCAACCUUUUUGCUGCUUAGAAAACUCAUUUUUAAAUACUGCAGAUAUUACUGUAACUGAGAGGCUUAGCAGCUACCAAGCCUGGGGACAGGCUAGCCAUGUAGAGCUCAAUUACUGACCCUGCAGGUGGCAGAAGUGUUGUUAGAUUAUACUACAGCUUUGUUGAAAUGACUGUGUUUAAAGAAAAUAACAAGAUCUUG
Messenger RNA from Strigops habroptila (Kakapo), 4576 nucleotides. It is a transcript of the gene GTF3C3, whose product is annotated as general transcription factor IIIC subunit 3. NCBI's taxonomy places the organism in Eukaryota, Metazoa, Chordata, Aves, Psittaciformes, Psittacidae. Gene Ontology annotation, biological process: transcription by RNA polymerase III. The record is from RefSeq and is a predicted model, not a curated record. The transcript has 19 exons. The coding region runs from base 75 to 2816 and encodes 913 amino acids. Gene Ontology annotation, molecular function: protein binding. Gene Ontology annotation, cellular component: transcription factor TFIIIC complex.